Molecule: messenger RNA, 732 nt
Organism: Lathyrus sativus (Indian pea)
Lineage: Eukaryota; Viridiplantae; Streptophyta; Magnoliopsida; Fabales; Fabaceae
Source: the annotation of a GenBank genome assembly
AUGGACCAUCAACCUAACCCUCUUCUAAAUUGGGCUUACUUCUGCCAAGGAAAGUCAAUGGAGGAACUAAGACAAUCACUUCUAUACACAACUCUAGAGCUAGAACAAACAAGAACUCUAGCACAAGAAGAACUCACAAAAAAAGAUGAACAACUAAUCAACCUCAAAGAUCUAAUCAACAACAUCAUUCAAGAAAGAGAUGAAGCUCAAGAGAAAUGUCAAAGACUUCUCUUAGAGAAUCUUCUUUUCCAUCAACAAAAUGCUCCACUUUCUGGAGUUUCCAGCAUUGAAGAUGAACCAAUCACAACAAAAAGAUCAAUUGACUCAAACAACAAUGGUUGUUUCUCUUUAUCUUCAUCAGAUUGUGAAGAAAGCAUCGUUUCUUCGCCGGUUAUCGUCGACCAAUCCGUGAUUGAUAUGCUAACACCAACCAAACCAUUGCCUGAAAAAGGUAAACUUUUGCAGGCAGUGAUGAAGGCUGGCCCUUUGCUACAAACUCUUCUUCUUGCUGGACCACUUCCUCAAUGGAAACACCCUCCUCCACCUCUUGAGUCCUUUGAGAUUCCACCUGUUGCCAUACCUCAGAUCCUCCAUCAAGAUUCAAUUUUUAGUCCCAAUAUUGAUACUACUAAUGCUAAUUCUCAGUGUGGAAGAGUAAAUAGGAAAAGGGUGUUUUUUGAUGACUCUGAUUCUCCUAAUCAGAAUAAGUACCAAAGGGUUGUACUUCACUGA